AUGGCACCUAAUUUGAAAGACAAGGAUUUUCUACAAGCAGACAAGAAAAUACAGGAACGGCUAAAGCCGAAGGCAGUGAAGCGGGAAUACACUAUAUUGUACCAUGUGGUACUACUCCUCGCAUAUCUACACAUCGCAGCACUGUACGGAGUGUACUUGCUAUUUACUUCCGCUAAAUGGGCCACUGUAGUAUUCAAUACUUUGAUCUUCGUAACCGGAAGUUAUGGUAUCUCGGCGGGCGUGCACCGGCUCUGGUCCCACCGCGCCUAUAAGGCCAAGAUGCCGCUGCAGAUUAUGCUGAUGCUGAUGCAUACAAUGACUGGCCAGACCACCGUCAUCAACUGGGCUAGGGAUCACAGAGUGCACCACAAGUACUGCGACACUGAUGCCGAUCCAUACAGCUCAGUGAAAGGACUAUUUUUCUCACACAUUGGCUGGUUAUUGGUAAAGAGACACCCGGAAUGCCUUCAAAAGGGAAAAGAAAUAGACAUAUCGGAUCUACUGCAAAAUCCGGUAUUACGGUUUCAGAAGAAAUUCUAUGCAAUCCUGAAUCCUUUGAUGGUGUUCAUACUCCCGACACUGAUACCAAUGUGCUUCUGGAAUGAAUCCCUAUCCAACGCGUUCCACGUUCAUCUCGUCAUAAUCAUGCUCGGCGCCAAUGUUACUUUUUGUCUCAAUAGCAUCGCGCACGCGUACGGCAAUAAACCCUACGACAAAAAUAUAUCGGCUACAAAAAUUGUACCCUUGUCGUUUAUGUCAUCCGGAGAGGGAUAUCACAACUUCCACCACGCUUUUCCAUUUGACUACCGAUCCUCUGAAUUUGGAAAUGAUUAUAUAAAUUUUUCAACUCAUUUUAUAGAUUUCUUUGCGCGGAUCGGUUGGGCUUAUGAUUUGAAAUACACGACCCCUGAUAUGAUUGCGAAAAGAGUGAGUAGAACCGGGGACGGAACUCAUCAUCGGGGCGAGUAA
Cydia splendana is the source of this 969-nucleotide messenger RNA. Its product is annotated as acyl-CoA Delta(11) desaturase-like. The record is from RefSeq and is a predicted model, not a curated record. Bases 1 to 969 code for a protein of 322 amino acids. Lineage: Eukaryota; Metazoa; Arthropoda; Insecta; Lepidoptera; Tortricidae. Gene Ontology annotation, biological process: unsaturated fatty acid biosynthetic process. Gene Ontology annotation, cellular component: endoplasmic reticulum membrane. Gene Ontology annotation, molecular function: iron ion binding; stearoyl-CoA 9-desaturase activity. The transcript is spliced from 4 exons.